This is a messenger RNA of Racocetra fulgida, 6454 nucleotides long. The record is from the annotation of a GenBank genome assembly. NCBI's taxonomy places the organism in Eukaryota, Fungi, Glomeromycota, Glomeromycetes, Diversisporales, Gigasporaceae.
AUGUCCAAGAAACCUCCGGCAAAACCGGUCAAUGAUUUAAUAAGAUUUUGGGCCGCACAACAAGAAGAAAAGGCAGCAAAAACAGAACCAAUUUCACGAUCACCUCGACGUCCAUUGUCCCCAACUGCAACUACAUCCACACCUUCAUCUCCAAAAGGUUCAGAACCAUUAUCACCAAGAUCAUGGAUCAACAACAGCCCAUUUGGCUCGAAUGUGGCAAAUGCACCGCCUCCGUUAUCUCCCACUCAACCAUUGCCGCCACCUAUGCCUAUUGUAAUUGAAAAAAGUUCAAUGGUUAAUAAAUCAUUAAUAUCGGAACGAUUAAAUGAUAUUUUCGGAAGUAAUAUAGACAGUAAUGAAGGAAAGAAUGCGAAUAUCAAAAGUGAUACGUCAAAAAUUGACACAGCAAAAGACAAUAAUAGUUCGACCGCUGAUCUAAAAACGACUCAAUCACGAAAAGACACAGUCACACCCGUCGAAAAACCUUUUUCAUCAAAAAAUUCAAGUUUUGGUGAUCUUGGAUCACCUACCAGGACAGCUCCCCCAAAAGAUAUUUCAUUUCUCACUAAAUCGCGCGAAGCUAAGACACAGGUCCAGCGCGAAGCAAUUCCACAGGCAAAAAAAGUAUCAAAUUUGGUGUCACAGUUUGAAAAGGCAGUAACACCACCCACUUCACCUACCGCUUUGUCACCUGUAAAAAGAUUUAAUACUAUUCCUGAUCCAUUGAAUUCAUCAUCCAAACCAAUAGCUCAACCCGUUCUGCCACCUGUUAAACAAGUCUUUAUCGAAAUAGCUCCCACGUCUACUAAUAGUGUUAGUGGUACAAAUAGUAAUAGCGGAUCUAGUGGUAAUAACGGAUACAACUCUAACAACGGAUCUAGUUUCAAUACUGGAUCUAGUGUUAAUGCUAAUAACGGUUCUAGUGUUAAUAAUAGUGUUAAUAAUGGUUCUAGUGCUAAUAAUAGUUCUAGCGUUAAUAAUAGUUCUAGUGUUAAUAAUAGUUCUAGUGUUAACAAUAAUAGUUCUAGUGUUAAUAGCGCAAAUAGCGGAUCCAAAGCCAGUAAUGGAUCCGGUGCCAAUAAUAGUUCUAAUGUUAAUAAUGGAUCUAGCGCUAAUGACGUAUCUAGCAUUAAUAGCGAAUCUAGUACUAAUAGAGGAGGUAAUAAAAGCACAUUUGGUGUUAAUACUGGAUUUAAUGUUAAUAGAGGACUUAAUGCUAACGUGAAUGAUGCACCGUUAACUCGAGGUUCUUUAACUCAAAAUGAGCAAGAAUCGUUAAAAAUAUCAACCUCGAAUAUCGUUACUGACAUAAAGUCUGUAUCAUCUGGAGCGUCAACACCAACAGCAUCUACACCAGUGGCAACAUCACCAACAAAAUUGGCUAAGCGGAGAAGUAAACCUAUUCCAAGACCGUUAUCGAUCACAACCCCGGUAUCUCCUAGAUCAGUAUCUCCAAUGUCAGUCCCUCCAACCAUUCCCGAAACAAUGGCAGUGACAUCAACUGAUAUUAAGUUUACAUCUCCGUCUUCACCUGUCCGAUCUACUAAAAUAACAACCUAUAAUGACGAAUCAAAAAUUUCAUCUUCCGCAUCGUCGCUCAAGUUGUCCGUUCGUGAAUCAGCAUCAAGCAAAGAAGCCGUUUCACCAAUGUCAUUGCUUUUUGUUGAUGGUUUGCCACAAAUACAACCAACUUCACCUUUACACAUAACAAUGCCUGAACCAUUGUUUACAAAACAUGACAAUUACUCGUCCUCUACGAUCUCGCAAACCACAUAUUCCACUUCAACUCAAUCGAAACGAGAAUCUAUAAUAUCAUCUGGAAGAGAAUCAACAACUUUUAAACAAACGAAUCAGCAAGAAUUAACCCGAUAUCCUGAGACUUCAUCGCAAUCUUCCAGUUCACUUGCUCAUAUUUAUCAAUCACAACCAACAUUAUCGGAUGUUUCUGACUUGUCAUUUACAUUUGAAUCAACGAUUUAUCAAUCGUUAAAGUCAAACAGUACCCAACGUCGUGAUUCUGUUCAAAGGGUUUUAACACCAAUACCACAAACCCGAUCUAAAAGCCCUGAAACCAUUUCGAUUAAAAGUUCUGAAACGGUCACAACCAAGGGACAAAGCUAUUUACCAGAAAUCAAGAAAACUUCACCAAUGUGGGGUCCUUUACCUGAUAAUGCUUCUCCACCAUCACCGAUUCACUCUAUCACCAUUAGUGACUCAUUGUAUUCGGUCCCAAAAUCAUCGAUUACGGAAACUCGAUCGAUAACUUCGGCAUAUUCGACCAGAAGCAUAUUACCUGAAGUAGUAUCAGAAGUCAAACAAACAUCCCCAACAUGGCGCUCAAACCACGAUUCCUAUAACUCAUUUAAUAGCUACACGUCAUCUCAUCCUGAACAACUCAACGUGGAAAUUUGGCAAACUAUGGUAAAAACAACUGAAUAUGAAGAUGAACAAACCACACCGACUCAAAAAAAUCCUUCGGUAUCAUCAAAAGCUUUUGGAUAUUUGUCUUCUAGGGAUAAAGAUGAUGACUUGUUACCAAAAGCUGCACCCAUAUCACCUAUAACAUUUGAUUUACCAGAACUUGGAUUAUUAGAUCCAUUACCAAAAGUUCAACAAUCAUCGACGCAUAAAGAAUUUUCAUCAACAGCACCAUUGAAACGUGAAUUACCCAAUCUAAUGUCAAAUACGUAUACCUCAGCAAAUUUAACAACAAACAUUUCUUCGUCAGGUGAUAAAAGCAGUUGGGGUUUUUGGAACGAUUCACCUCCAGAGUCACCUGAUAAAUUUAAGUUAGACUUGGAUCGAUUUAAUGCAUAUUUAAAUAAAAAAGACCUUGAUGAUGACCAUGGUGCUACAGGAAUGAAAAAAGGAAAAGGAAGAAAGUAUAGUACAUUCUUGGAUAAGACAAACAAUGACCAACUAGAUAAAGUUAAAAUUGGAACAAAAGUUGAUAAACAUAAAUCUUUACCAUUAACACAAGAAGAUUCCAUUUAUAAGAAUGGAGAGCAUGAAACUCGUAUGGAAAGUGAUAAGAUGGAUCAAAGUGAUGAUUAUAUAAAUUCUGAAGAUAAUGAUCCACCAGUAUUUCAAAGAAAACAAGCACGUUCAUCUAGAAAACCGAUGCCAAAUUUUUAUCCUUCAAAAUCAAAAAAAUCCAAAUUAACAGAUGAACAACCACAUGCAAUGACCAUAAAACUUCGAAAAUCCGGAAAUUUUCAAACAUAUCCAUUAUCAGAUGGUUCAAGAAUUGGUACUAAACGACAAAAAUGCAAACCUAUACAAAUUUUAAAAUUUCCUUAUAGUACCAUUAGACCACAACGAAAUACUUUGUCAUCAGCUAGUACACUUAAAAAAAAUCCAUUUCUUAAAUCCAUUAAAAGGAAUUUUGGUGAUCGUAAUUUACCAGAGUACACAUUAUCUAAAAGUAAAAUGUCUUUAAUGGUACCACAUAACUUGGCGGCUGUAGAAUUUGGAAAACUUAAUCAUUCAGUACCAGAUCUUACUGUACGUGUAAGGCAUCAAAAAUUUAAUGAAGUAUUUCUAAAAAAUAAUAUGACAGUACCAGAUUUUACACGAUUUGAUGUGGUAAUGAAAGAUAUAGAAGAAAAAAAGAAAGCAGAUGUCCGUAUAGCUAUAAUGCAAGAAGUAGAUUUAGAUCCUUCAAAAAUAACAAAAUUUAGUAUUAAACCAUUUGAUGAAUCUGAAUCCAAUGAAUUAUUUAAAUCUGGAUCACCAUGGAUACAUUUGCCACAUUUGGAUGAAUUUAUAAAAAGUUUACCACAAACGGAAUUUUCAAACCCAAAAGAUAUAAUGACACAAGAAGAAUAUGAAAAGUUUAUGGCGACGGGUAAAUUUGGAAAGUAUGCAGAUUCUAUGUUCCCACCGAUGAAUCAAAUUCCAGAUGAUGCUUCUUUAGAUGAUCUUAAAUCUAAUAUGACUAGUAAAGAAAAAUCGCCAAAUGAUUUAAUGUCUACAGCUAUUGAUGGAAUUCUUACUGCAGAAUCUAUGGUAUAUGGAAAUACUUUGAUAAAAUUAGAAAUAUUACGAGAUUUUAUACAAUUUUUGGCACUUGCAUUGACUUUUGGAAACGUAGAAAGCGCAGGCGGGGAUUGGUUGAAAACUUUAUUACAUACUAUACCAAAUUUUUUAAGUUUGAAUUUGGCUAAUGUUUUUGGAUAUGGAUCGGCAUUUUUAUUUGUGUUUUUUGUCAUUGUAUUUGGAGCUUUGUAUUGGUUUAGAUCUAUGACCAAAUGGGAUCCCAACGCUGACGCUGAGGGACUUGAAUCAUCACCAUGGAAUUUACGUCCUCAAACAAAACGUCGCCACAAUAUGGUCGUAGUAUUUAUCUUAACAACACUCUAUCUUCCUUUAUCAAAACUUUCAAUAGAUGCUUUAGUAUGGUCUAAUACAUUCUGGCCAGACAAAAACCUUCAUGCCGAGAGUUGUUAUAUGACCAGCAUUGGAGGAGGUAGUUUGAACUUUGCACCAGCAAUUAUAGUGGUUGCUUUAAUAACUUUAGGAGUGUUUACAAUUUGGUUUCCUAUUGCUUUGAAGAAAUUGGUGGAUAGAAAUUAUCCUAGGAUAGAUAAAUAUAAUGAGGCAGGAGAAAAGAUUACAGAUGAAAAUAAAGAGUAUUCAAAAAGUUAUGUGAUUGCAGCAAUUUUGGGAAUAUUUGUAAUAUUAAGAGUUGGACAAUUUCAUAUAGUUUCUAUUAUACUUGUGAUAAUUAAUUUAUUAAUUGGACUGAUGGUGGUGUGGAAUUUGUUUAAACAGACAGAUCAAUACAAGAAGUUUAUCAAAAAUACGAAAAAACGAUUAGAUUUUAGUCUUAACAUAUAUUCACCAAAAUUAGAUUUUACUAAACAUAUUAAACGUCGAGUAUGGCAAGAAACAUGGAGUGCAUUGAUAUUGACAUCAGAUCAACUUAAAAUUCCAUCAGGACAAGUUAUAGCUUAUUCACAGUCACCUCAUCGACCUCCAUACUUGUUAAAUUUUUCAAGAAGUGUUGCCGAACGACAUGUAGAGAACCUAAAAAUUAUGAAGCAUAUAGGGUUAAAACAUUAUACAACAUCUUUGGCACCUUUACCUAUUUCAUUGGAAAAAUUAAGAUUAAAAAUAGUAAAUAAUUUUGUUGGACCAGAUAUGUAUUAUUCACCAGAAUUUUUGAACAGCAAGAUAAAAACGUAUUUUGGUAAAGCAUAUGUAGUACCGUUUCCGUUUAGUUUGGUGAUGUGUUAUGACGAUGAUGAUAGUAUAGUUGUUUUAACACAAGAAUGGGAAAUCCGACGAUAUGUAGAACAGAAUGAGAAUAAAGAAAUACAAAGGAGAAGAUUGGUUAGACAAAUGAUUAGGUCUUUGGAAGGAAAGGGAUUCUUUGGAAAUUCAGGAUCAGAAAUUCAUUAUCAUCGUGGACUCCUUCAAAUCCGACGUAAUCAGCGUUCAAAAUGGCGAGGACAAAACAUGAAUUCAGGAUUUGAGGUUACCAUUACAUAUUCAGGCAAAAUUAAGUCUAAUAGUUCAACUCGAUCCGGUACUUCAUCGCUUAGUGAAGAAUCACCAUGUCACGAAGUAACCAUUGGACAUAAUAUUAUCGGAAUUACACCAGAUUUCCAAAUGACAUCACGACUUGAACGAUUAUUCACGGAUAAUUAUGAAACAUUGUCUAAAGGGCUCGAUCUAGUUCAAGCGAUGAUGCAACAAUAUAGGGACUAUUAUAAAGAUGAAGCGAUUAAAAAGAUGGAAACAUUAUCAUAUGGAUUCUUUAUAAAUGUAUAUGAUAAUCCAUCAAUACCAUUAGAAUCAUUACCAGCAUUAUUGAUGGCAACCGAAACAAACGAAAAAGUUCGAGCUAUUCCAGAAACCGAAUAUCCAUCGCUGAUUUAUUUAUAUGAAAGAAUGAGAAUAAUAAAUUUAUCAAGAGUUCAUCAAUGGUGGUACCUGUUUUGGGAAGAUCUUUGGAGAAAAAAUCAACAAGAAAUUGAAGAUUUGAGAAAAUAUCCACAAGAUUUUUCCCCAAUUUAUAGAACUAGUUUAUGUUAUAGACCAAUGAUAAGGUUAGAGUUGGAAGAAUUUUUACAGAAACGUGGUCUUUGGAAAAAUGAAGGACGUGAUGGGUUUUUGCAUUCAGGAAUUUUAAAUAGGAUUUACUUGUAUUUGAAUAAUGUGGUAUUUGGAAGAAAUUCAAAAUCAAAACGAAAGAAUAGCAAAGGUGGAGUGGUGGAAGAAAUGCCGAGAACAUGGAGUAUAAUAAAAGGAAAUAGUAUUGAUAGUAAUGAGUAUACCUUACGUGAAAAAGAUGUGAAAACUAUAAAAGAUCGAAUGAUGAUAAUGAAAGAUUUGAUGUUGAGACGGGAAACAAAACUUUCUAAAACUAGACCGUUCUUUGUAUUAAGAGAUGAAUAUGUAGAUAUUGACGAUGAAUAUGAUAGUGAAGAAAUUAAUAGUUCUAGUGAUG